AUGAAGAAAGCGACGCCGGUGGUAGACACCUCUACCGAGAGAAAGGGUCACGUAUGUCCACCUUCAGACGCAACACACCCGCGCGAUCGCUGGGAGACGCUCUUUGUCUAUUCUUUCAUAUGCAAGUUCACCCAGCUUCGUACCAAGGUCGAAGGGCUAGAGUCACCUAUGGAUUUCGAGGAGGCGUUGCUCGCGCAAGGGCCGCAUCCUAUAAUGGUCCAAGUCGUUACGCGUUUCAUUCUCAAUCUCAGACCACAGACGCGUAAUAUUAGCACGGACCAGCUCUCCGAUACGGUCUCUGCGGUGUUUUCGGACUAUAUGAAGACCACUGAACGCUCGGUCUUCUGGGACGACGAGCAGAAGAAAAAUAUCAACCCAUUUCGGACGAUGGAGCAGGGGCUUUUCAACGCUGAUUGGGAUAUGAAGCUCAAAAUUCUUCGUCAACUCGUAGAGCUUCAACUGAGCCAUGGUCCUGAGAUAAGGAAGACGAUAGAUAACGCCUGGGGCAUUGUACACAACAAACACAGGAAAAAGGAGGUGCCCGACCCUCCGCCUCUCGAUCCCAGCGACCCCAACAGCAUGGAAAGCUUGCAAUUUGUCCCUAUCGGCCAAGACAACGCACGCAAGCGGUACUGGGUCGUUGAUGCUUCACCACGCGUUUACGUUUCGACAAACCCUUGGAAGAUCACGGCCACUAUCAACGCCGUUUCUAACACCCGUGAGGACUAUGUCGCGCUUUUGGAGAAAAUCAGGGCAUCUGCGCCGGCCGAUAUAGACGACAAGUCGAAGAAAUUGUCGAAGUCCGAUACUCAUCAUGUUCUCUUGAUGAAAGCUCUCGAAGAUCGUCUGGAGGUCAUUGACAAUGAAACCUUAAGGAUUCAGAAACAACGAAAGAAAGCUGAACAGCGAAACAUGCUUAUGGCUCAAGCCGAACUUCGGCAAACUCGUACACGACGACAGACACGACGACCAGAUUACGUCUAUGACGAGGAUCCGGAAGAGGCAAACAUGUACCAGCAGGAGGAGGAACCGUACGAUGAGGAGCCGAUGGAGGACGCCGAUUUCGGUAAUCACUCGGACACACCCUCUGCCUCGACGAGUGCCCAAGCAGCGGGCAAGCGGCGGUCCACACGUACCAACGCGGGCUCAGCGGCUGCCUCCAGCAGCGGUAGGCGAUCAGGAGGAGGUGAUGAGUGGAUGGCGUGGAAAGGAGAACGGCGAUCUUCUCGUCUGGGAGCACCCCCGGAGACACAGAUGGACGAACUACCAGUAAAGCGUGCGCGGACGGAGGAAAGCACCGCUAGCGCGCCGUCUGUCAACGAUUCGGCGGCGCGCAACGGGUCGCGUGAGCCAUCAGCUCCGAAAUUUACGGCGACGGGAGCCGCUGCAGUCAAGCCCACGGAGACGGCAGUGGAGCAACUGGCAGGACGGAAGAAAAGCAAGUUCUGGUUCUAUGCCGUCGAACCUAUCGCCCCGCCAUCAGGCCACCAGUCUGUACAGUCCGACGCGAUGGAUGUCGACCAGGAGCCGUCCAAUGGGCACAGGAAUGGGGGUGGGAAGGGCAGAAACGGUACACGCCGCACCAGCCGACACGUUUUGGAUGGUAGCUUGUCGCCUGCCCCGAGCAUGGAGGAAUAA
Stereum hirsutum FP-91666 SS1 is the source of this 1638-nucleotide messenger RNA. RefSeq lists its product as uncharacterized. The transcript is spliced from 7 exons. Bases 1 to 1638 code for a protein of 545 amino acids. The record is from RefSeq and is a predicted model, not a curated record. Lineage: Eukaryota; Fungi; Basidiomycota; Agaricomycetes; Russulales; Stereaceae.